AUGGUAGCAUUCUCAGCGCAAGGACACCUCAACCCAAUGCUCCGACUCGGCAAACGCCUAAUCUCCCACGGCCUCCACGUCACCAUCGCCACCACCCACCUUCAACCCGGCCGCCGCCUCUUCAAACCCUCCUCCUCCUCCUCCUCCUCCGCCACGGGCCGCGACAUCGACUUCCUCUUCUACUCCGACGGCCUCGACGGCCGCAAGGUCGACAUCGACACCUUCAUGGACUCCUUGUCCCAACACGGGCCCACCAACCUCACCAAACUAAUCCACCACGCUAACAACAGCAAAACGCGGCGGCGGCUUUGCUGCAUAGUCAGCAACCCUUUCGUCCCCUGGGCAGCCAACGUGGCACACGACCUCGGCAUCCCCUGCGCCAUGCUCUGGAUCCAGCCUGUCGCCCUCUACGCCGUCUACUACCGUUACUACCGCAACCUGAACCCGUUCCCUACCUCAACGGACCCCGACCUGACCGUCAACCUGCCCGGGCUGCCCCCGCUGCGAACCGAGGACCUCCCGUCCUUCGUCCUGCCCACCAACACCUUCGGCGCGUUCUCCAAGCUGUUCUCCGAAAUGUUCGGAGCCAUGGAGAAGCACGUGUCGUGGGUUUUCGCGAAUUCGUUCCACGCGCUGGAGGCGGACGUCAUCAUCAAUUCGUCGAAAGAUCUCUUCCCGGUCGUCCCCGUGGGCCCACUCGUGGACCCCUCGCUUCUGGGGAAGGGAGAAGAGGAGGAAGCGGACGGGGCGGUCAACCUGUGGGAGGUUGACCACUCCUGCAUGGAAUGGCUUGACGAACAAGCAGCCGGGAGCGUGGUGUACGUCCUGGAGAUGGCUCUGAAGGAAGGGAGGUGGCCGUUCGUUUGGGUGGUGAAGGGGGCGGAGGCCGGGGAGCUGUCCUCGUCGAGCGGAGGAGGACAAGGGAUUGUGGUGGCGUGGGCCCCACAGACGAAGGUGCUGGCCCACCGGGCGGUGGGAUGUUUCGUGACGCACGGCGGAUGGAACUCCACGUUGGAGGCGGUGGCGGCGGGGGUGCCGAUGGUGGUGUAUCCUCAAUGGUCGGACCAGCCGACCAACGCGAAGCUUGUGGAGGAUGUUUUUGGGGUGGGAGUGAGGGUUAGGGCAAAUGGAGACGGGAGGAUGAUAAUUGGGAGUGAGGAGAUGGGGAGGGCUAUACGGGAGGUUAUGGAUGGGCCAAAGUCGGAGCAGAUUAAGGGUAACGCGAGGAGGUUGAAGAUAGCGGCGGGGGAAGCCGUGGCCGCCGGCGGAGAAGGGACGUCGGAGGUGAGUGUGAGGAAGUUUGUGGACGAGAUUGUUGGGAGGUCGUGUUCAUCGAGUGGGCCAUGUUGUGGUGGGGAAGGGAUUAGUUAA
Messenger RNA from Linum tenue, 1371 nucleotides. The record is from the annotation of a GenBank genome assembly. NCBI's taxonomy places the organism in Eukaryota, Viridiplantae, Streptophyta, Magnoliopsida, Malpighiales, Linaceae.